AUGGCCGAUGUUGCAGAGGAGGCGCCUUCCGUUUCGGAGCCCCUCGAUCUCGUCCGCCUGCUGCUCGACGAGGUUGUGUUUGUGAAGCUGAGGGGAGACCGUGAGCUCAAAGGUCGGCUCCACGCUUACGACAGCCAUUGUAACCUCGUCUUGGGGGAUGUGGAGGAGACGAUAUACGUGGUUGAAGACGAGGAGAACGACGAAGAAGUCAAGACUAUCAGCCGGAAAUCCGAGAUGCUUUUUGUCAGAGGUGAUAGCGUUGUGCUCAUCUCCCCUCAGUCACGGAUUCACUGA
Messenger RNA from Podospora anserina S mat+, 294 nucleotides. RefSeq lists its product as uncharacterized. Gene Ontology annotation, cellular component: Lsm1-7-Pat1 complex; U4/U6 x U5 tri-snRNP complex; catalytic step 2 spliceosome. The transcript has 4 exons. Gene Ontology annotation, molecular function: RNA binding. The record is from RefSeq and is a predicted model, not a curated record. Lineage: Eukaryota; Fungi; Ascomycota; Sordariomycetes; Sordariales; Podosporaceae. Gene Ontology annotation, biological process: mRNA splicing, via spliceosome; P-body assembly. Bases 1 to 294 code for a protein of 97 amino acids.